ACUGAGCUCAAAAGACGGAAUCACAAUGGCUACCUCCAGUGCACACCCUUUUGACCCUAUCACGCCGGCCGAGAUUGUUCUGGCCACUAAGCUCCUGGAGGCUGCGUUUCCCGGCGUCAAGCUUCGAUACAAGAAGAUUGAUAUUCAGGAACCAAUCAAGAGCGAGGUCCUUCCUUAUAUCGAGGCCGAGCGACUCGGAAAGCCGCUACCUCCCAACCCGACACGAUUGUUACAAGUGCUCUUCCACCGUCUGGACACCGGUGCUUUUCUGAAAGCGUCCUUGAACGCGGGAACACGAUCCAUCAUCUUUGCCAAGGAGUUGCCCAAGGAUGUCCAGGCCCCCGUAGAUGCGGACGAGUUGGAGGAAAUCGAGCGACUGUGCUUGAACCACCCCGCCGUACAGGCCGAAGUGGCCAAGCUGCAGCUCCCGGCUGGGGUGACUGUUUGCAACGAUCCCUGGAUCUAUGGGAGAGACGAUCCCAAUGAAACUCGCCGGCUGUUCCAGUGUUACAUGUACAUCGUUGCCGCAAACCACCCGCAGAACAACCAUUACUCCGCCCCGUGCAAGUUCUCUCCGGUGUUCGACGGCAUCACGCACGAGCUGGUCCGGAUCGACUUCUUGCCCGGUGGAGCCGAUUCGCAGACCACAGAGACCCAACCGUGGAAGCCGGUGAAGACUGUCCAGUAUGCGCAUGAGUUGCUUGAGGAGCCGGUGCGGACGGACCUCAAACCAUACAUCGUGCAACAGCCCGAGGGGCCGUCGUUCAACGUGCAGGGUAAUGUGGUCUCAUGGCAGAAGUGGAGAUUUCGCGUUGGAUUCAACAGCCGCGAGGGGCUGGUUAUCUAUAACACCACCUAUGACGGACGGAGCCUGUUUUACCGAUUGUCUGUUUCGGAGAUGACCGUGCCUUAUGGAGACCCCCGCGCACCCUACCACCGCAAACAAGCCUUCGACGUCGGCGAUAUCGGGUUCGGCAUUACCGCCAAUCAGCUGUCAUUGGGAUGCGAUUGUCUAGGCCAUAUCAAGUACUUCGACGGCUACCGCGCCGACUCGAAAGGCCAGCCCCUCCUCCUCAAGAACGUGAUCUGUCUCCACGAGCAAGACAACGGACUGCAGCACAAACACACCAACUACCGCACCAAGGCCGCCACCGUGGUGCGCAACCGGCAACUCGUGAUCCAAAUGAUCUGCACCGUAGCGAACUACGAGUACAUCUUCGCGUUCAUCUUCGACCAAGCCGCGAACAUCGAGCUGGAGGUGCGCGCGACCGGCAUUCUGUCCACCGUACCUUUCGACAACGAGACACCCGGCACGACAGUGCCCUGGGGCACGAACGUCGGCCCGGGCGUCAUGGCACCGUUCCACCAACACCUCUUCUCGUUCCGCAUCGACCCAGCCCUCGACGGCCACAAGAACACAGUCUACUACGAGGAUAGCGUCCCGCUGCCGGACGACGAAAACAACCCGUACCUGGUGGGCUACACGACGGAGCAGACGGUGCUGCAACGCAGCGGCACAGCCGAAACAGACAUCGCGCGGCACCGCGUAUUCAAGAUCCGCAACGACGCCUGCAUCAACCCCAUCACGUACAAGCCCGUGGCCUACAAGCUGCAGACCUCGCCCAGUCAGAUGCUGCUAGCGAGCCCCAAGUCGUAUGGCGUCAAGCGCGCCCGCUUCGGCACCAAGCCGAUCUGGGUGACGCGGUAUCGCGACGACGAGCUCUAUGCGGCGGGCGAGUUCACGAACCAGAGCGCCGACAGCCAGGGGGUGGACAAGUGGGUGCAGCGGGGUGAUGUGGUCGAGAACGAGGAUCUCGUGCUGUGGCAUACAUUCGGCUUGACCCAUAACCCCCGCAUUGAGGACUUCCCUGUCAUGCCCAUGGAGCGAGUGAGUGUGAUGCUGCGGCCUGACGGGUUCUUCACCAAGAACCCUGCGUUGGAUGUCCCCGCGUCGACCCAGACGUUCAACCAGUCGACUCUGCACCCUGAGCCGGUUGCUUGCUGUGCGCCGGUGGAGAGGCAGGGGAAGUUGUAGAUUGUGUUUGUUGCUGGAUAGAUUUUCUUUUUCGAAGCGUCACGAUUGAUGAUUUGGUGCAUAGUCAGAUUCAUGUUGCCUAUUGUCUACUGGGCUUGU
Molecule: messenger RNA, 2134 nt
Organism: Aspergillus homomorphus CBS 101889
Lineage: Eukaryota; Fungi; Ascomycota; Eurotiomycetes; Eurotiales; Aspergillaceae
Product: copper amine oxidase
Exons: 4
Coding region: 26-2035 (669 amino acids)
Biological process (GO): amine metabolic process
Molecular function (GO): copper ion binding; quinone binding; primary methylamine oxidase activity
Source: RefSeq, a predicted model, not a curated record